CCACAAUUUGGGCGUUGAUCUGCAUGGUGGACCUAGCCGGCCCGGUUCCUCUUUUUUUUUGCCAUGACUCUCUGUUUAAAGGAGAGUAUUUCAUCCCCGAAGCUUCGCCCUGCGUCAAAGAGAUUCCGUCCACUGUCAAAACCUGCCACGCUGAAGUUUACAAUCCGUCCGCCGACCUCACCCCGUUAACCAUGUACACCUGCCAAACCUUCGUUUCAACGUUCCACACCACCUACUUCUUCUUCGGAAGCAAAACCCACUCUAUCGAAACCGUUUCGGGCAUCGCCCCGUCCCCUGGAUCUUGUCAAGAAUGGAAGCACACGCUGAAUGCUCCCAACUAUGGCCCGCUAACCAAAAUAGCGGGAAAUCAGUACUCGACUACGAAUAGGGUCAAGUUAGAAUACCAAUGGCCCACCAGUGUCACAAAAUCCAUAUACAAUGCACAAAUAACGCGAGCGGUCGGGUACUACGACCCUAAUCGCAAGCGGCUGCGAAGCCCGAUGGGCAUCCUUAGCAAAUGCGACGUCCAUCACGGGUUCUGUACGGUUGGUACACGUACCUAUAUCUGGAAGGUGCCCAAGCUCAUUGAUUGUCCGAAAACCAAACCCAUGGGCAACCACGCCCUUACCCUUCAUUUCAGCGACUCCCCCCGCCCUUACCGCUUAGAAAUCCGAGAAUUGGGAAUGAGUAUCCAUUCCAAAUCCACUUGUCCUCCCCAAACGACGGCUUGUUAUUCUAAAGAUGCCCUGUGCGACGCGGCGGGCCUAAUCAUAGUCCCGACAAACUGCUCCGCGGCUGCCUGGCUGCCGAGUGACGGCAGGAUCGCGUCUCGGCGCCGGAAUGGAAAUCCGACAGCUAACAUGAUAAAUGAGGUUUCGGACACCAUGGUUGAAAGUCUCCGCAAUAUGACAUCGGACGUGCAUUAUCUAGAAUGUACCGUGCAAUCACUACUAUCCACUUUAUACACGCUCGUCUCUAGGCAAUAUCCCGGAGAGGCGCUGAGCGAAAUCUUAGGCGGUCGGCGUGCCGCUAUCACGGUGGGUGAUCUAAUGACCGAGAUCACCUGUGAGAAAAUUAACGGGACCAUUAUGCUGUCACUCAAGCACCACAAACUCUUCGCCACUCGCCCGCUUAUUCGCUACAGAGAUGCCACCGGAAAACCGCGUAUAGGCCAACUUUACCGGGACGGAUUCGUUUAUGCCUCCGUCAAGUUCGUCGAAAAAUACAACCCAGGCAGGGUGAUGUCGUUCAAAAUCCUCGAUUCCUUUUAUCUUUUUGAGAACUACACGCUUUCACACGUGGACCCAAAAAUCAAUUACGUCACUCCGUCUCUGACACCAGUUCAAUUCCAGCAUGAAACGCUAGAUUAUGAAUCGCUCAUGAACGAGUUUCCGGAAUCUGCGGGUGGAAUGGACGACUUAACCUCCAUGCUAGCCACGUUAAGUCAAGCCAAACUGUUCCAUAACAAGUUCUAUCACUACCUGGAUUCAAAUUCAAACCCAACCAUCAGCGCUGAUAUGGAAUAUGUCUCGAGUACGCUCGAUGCUUCAGCCAAAAACAUUUUUCUGAACGUGAUCAGCUCCAUCACCUCCCCAGCUUGGACCUGUGUGAUCAUGGCUGCCUUGACCCUCGCGUGUUUUUGGGGGGUUUUCCUGACUAUGUGGGUUGUUAAAGUUUACGGUGCGGCCAUAUUUUUCGCCGUCCGGGGAAGAGUCCAAGGCGUCCCCCCCCCUAGCCCCAACGCCCCUGCUAACGAUUAAAAUUAAAACGCGCUGUAAUGUACGGCAGGGGGGCGCCACCCAGAACACCGAGCACAUGUUACGGUUGCGUGUCGUGGUGUACCAGAUUUUUGUGUUCCUGCUUAUACGUUCGUAAUGCUUUUCACCCGUACAACUUUUGUAUAGCGUCCGUGUGAUGUAGAGGCUGUGUGUCAUGAUUGUGUGUAAUAGGCCUUGCUAUGGUUAUGCAACGUAUUCCAAUUCGGUAGGCUCUCACCGAUGUGACAUAUUUUUCAGACGUCGACAGCAAGUAACACGGAGACACUACACGGCCCCACCCCCUAGAUCAGCAACUGCGCGACAAAAACAAGUCAAUCCUCAUGACCUAUGACAACGGGCGUCAGUUCAACGAUCAUGAACGACAAGAACCCAACGUCUCAACAGCGACCUUGGCAAUCGUAAAGCAACAUAAAACAAUAGAAUCCGAGAUCACAACGAUCACCGCGACGCCAGAGGUUCGAAAAUCCGGAGGAACGAUCGCGCAGAUUGCAAGUACUGUAUAUGAAAACAUUUUGUGCGGGGGAUGCCUAUGUAGUGAUCGACGUGUGAAAGCGGGCGAUAAGAAUGUUACCGUUGUAAUUCCACGCUUACCGAUGUUGUAUGUUUACUGGUUUAAUGAUAUUGUGUGAGUCCACGUACCGAUAUUGCCUGACAACGGAAACUGUCACAAUUUCCUAGCCGUUUCCUAAUUAAGAUGCGUGGCUGCUGGCAGGAUUUAUCGUUGUAAAUUGUGUGUGAACUAUGCUCAAUACCCAGACAUUGUAUCUGUAGUUACGUUAUGUGUGACUGGCGGUAAGCCUGGAGGCUGACGUGUUCCCUUCUUCUCACAACUCUCGUCUGUAUAAAAGAUGGAUGCGCCAU
Messenger RNA from Ciona intestinalis (vase tunicate), 2639 nucleotides. RefSeq lists its product as uncharacterized. Lineage: Eukaryota; Metazoa; Chordata; Ascidiacea; Phlebobranchia; Cionidae. The record is from RefSeq and is a predicted model, not a curated record.